Messenger RNA from Lineus longissimus, 2917 nucleotides. RefSeq names its product uracil-DNA glycosylase-like. The record is from RefSeq and is a predicted model, not a curated record. The transcript is spliced from 4 exons. Bases 75 to 986 code for a protein of 303 amino acids. Gene Ontology annotation, cellular component: mitochondrion; nucleus. Gene Ontology annotation, molecular function: uracil DNA N-glycosylase activity. NCBI's taxonomy places the organism in Eukaryota, Metazoa, Nemertea, Pilidiophora, Heteronemertea, Lineidae. Gene Ontology annotation, biological process: base-excision repair, AP site formation via deaminated base removal; base-excision repair.
UAAAUUGCGGCGGUUAGUUGGUACUUCCGGUAAAUUUAUGUGCAAAUUUCGACGAUUAAACUUGAAAUAACACCAUGCCACCUCGGAGAGCACCUAAAAGAUUGGCAUCAGCGGUGAAAAAAGAUGCAGUAGAAAAGUCAAAGCCAGUGGCCAAAAAAGCUAAAGUGGCACCAAAAAAGAAACCUGCCCCCAAGAAGGCCAAAAUGUCUGAAGCAAAGAAAGUAAAGCCUAAGGUUAAAGCUGUCGCAGCAGCAGGAGACGGCCCAACUGAUUGCACCCCCAUUGACCUUCUCUCUCUUCUGACGGAGAAAACCUGGAAAGAUGCUCUUGCUGAUGAAUUCAAGAAGCCAUACUUCAAGGAGCUAGAGAAGAAGCUAUCUGCUGAGUAUGCGGCUGGGAAACAGAUCUUCCCUCCACGAAAUCUCAUAUUCACUGCCUACAAUUUGACACCUUUGAAUGAAAUUAAGGUUGUCAUACUUGGCCAAGAUCCAUAUCAUGAUGACAGACAAGCUCAUGGUCUCGCCUUCUCUGUCCCGCAUGGCAUCCAUCCCUUACCACCAUCAUUGAAGAACAUGUUUACGGAAUUGGAAAAUGACGAGGACAUUGUUGGUUUCCACACGCCACCACAUGGUUGUCUCACAGCCUGGACAGAAGAAGGCGUGUUUCUUUUGAAUGCUUCACUUACUGUUGAGGCGCACAAACCUAACUCGCACAGUAAGUUUGGUUGGCAGCAAUUUACUGACGCAACAAUUAAAGCGAUCAGCGACAACACACGCCAUGUCAUCUUCCUCUUGCUUGGAAACUUUGCACAGAAGAAAAGAGACCUCAUCGACCCUGGCAAGCACUACAUCGUCGAGGCGGCUCACCCGUCGCCCCUUUCCAUCGCCAAAUUCAAGAAUUGUCACUGCUUCUCCCAGGUGAACAAGGCCUUGAAGGUUUACAGCCGUGAACCUGUAGACUGGACUCUUGAGCAUAUUCUCGAUUAAGCUUUACAAAAUUGUGUAUGAGUAUUAUCUGACAAGGGGGAGGGUGAGACUGGUCAAUUUGCUUUUCAAGAUAACUUCAUGAAAAUCUCUAAAAAAGACAAAGGUGCAAUAUUUAGCUCUCCAAUUUUGCUUCACAGGUAUCACUUGAUACAUGUAUUCUGAUUUGACUAUGCACAAAGUUUACACAAUGGUUUUCGAAGUGAUUUUAGCCAAAAUUCUGUGUAAUGUAAUGAAAAGGUUAGAUGACACUAGCAGAGCAGUGGAGAGAGCCAAGUAAUGGCAAGAUCUAGAAACUUCACAGGACGAUGACUUUUCUAAAUUUUGCAUUGUCCUCACCAAAGUUACCGUAUAUGACACAAUCUCUAGUCUCACCCCUUGUCGUAGUGAAUAUAUCAUCGGGUACUUAGUCGUCAGAUUUGACAAGUAUGAUGUUUCCUGAAAAUACUGUAAAAAUUAAAAUACCUUGUAAACACCCAUCAUGCCUAUCAGUUGAAAAUCAUUUUAAAAAGGUUGCGAAUAUCAUUGGAGAAUGGGGCUGUUGUAAAAAAAUUCAUAAUGUACUUUCAUAAAAACUUAUGUACAUUACAGUUGAAUGAUAUAACGUAUUCUGGCAGAGAUUGGUGUUCACUAAGGUUUUCACAAUUUCACAAGAUAAGUGUAUAACGUGCAAAGAAAACCAAUUAUUUUUUUACCAACUCGUUUUACACUUGUGUAUUUGUCUCCAUGCUGCCCGAUCUGCAAUGUACAGUUGUUAUGAACUUGAAGUAAGGCAGCUUUGUGUAAAAUUUAAAAUUCGGUGCAAGUGAUCAGGUUCUUGUGACUUGAUCUAAUAGGAAUGCUGAGCUAGUGCUGCGUCUGUUGAUUUCUGCACUUAAAAAAUCAGGUAGAGUGUUGUUACUGUUAGUGUUUUAGAAAAUUGUGUGUGACACUUAUUAAACACCUACUGUUAUAAUCAUGUCCGUCGGAAAAAAUAAUGUGUUUUUUUAUGAGAUAUUCGUUAUCGAGCACGGAUCCUGGCAGUCCAAAAGGGUGAUGGGAAGUCAAAAGCAGUGUAAAUCUUCUGAAAUAUAAGGUUCAGGAGACAUACUGCACCUGGAUCUGUAAGGACACUUUACUGUAUGAUCUACAUGAUUACACUGCACAUGAUGUACUGUACAUGUAUGCAAUAUUCUGUCCAUUCUUUGUAUAAUUUCAGCAGCUCCUGCUCUAAGUUAGUAUGGUUUGAUUUAAAAUGAUGUUUUUGUCGGAUGUUUUAUCUUUGUUUCGUUCUCUCUUAAAGUGUAUUUCGUUCAAAAGUAAACAUGUGCUGAAGUGCUGGGCUCUGCACUAAAAAAUACAACUGUGCCAUUUCUUUUAUCAGACCUGCUUGUAAAGUGCUGAAUGCCAUUGUUUUGUUAUGGGGAAUCAAGUAUUGAAUUAAAGGGGGAAUAUAGAUAUAUGAUUGAGUAUGUUUUCAAUAAAAUCUUUGAUUAAGACAUUAAUGAGAUGCUUUAUUACUGGUAUUUAGCAAUCCAAUUCAAAAUGGAUUUCCAAUGUAUAUAUAUACCGUAAGUCAGUUUCAUCCAAUCCAUGAAGGGUUCUGUAUUGUGUUGAACGGUAACGACGACAAACACCUUAUGACAAUUAAUUCCCUCAUUCUAAACAUUGCUAUUUGCUAAAAUUUAUCACAUGAUUACCAGACGAUAUUGGCUCCCUACGCCAUUGCUAUCCUUGUUGUAUACCUACAUGUAUAUUCUCUCCUUCCCUUUGUGGAGUUGAUGCUUUGUGCCUGUACAUGUAGCUUGGGCAUAUCAGCUCUCCUCAUACUUGUGUUGCCAUCAUUUGGGUACCGUAUUAGAAAGUUAGUGUUAGAUGACUAUCGUCAAAAGUGAAUCUGUAUUUUCAUCUUUUUUUUAGAAAAACGGGAAAUAAAAUGUACCGGUAUUUGGGAA